Phycomyces blakesleeanus NRRL 1555(-) is the source of this 1949-nucleotide messenger RNA. RefSeq lists its product as hypothetical. NCBI's taxonomy places the organism in Eukaryota, Fungi, Mucoromycota, Mucoromycetes, Mucorales, Phycomycetaceae. Gene Ontology annotation, molecular function: ATP-dependent protein folding chaperone; ATP binding. The coding region runs from base 34 to 1788 and encodes 584 amino acids. The transcript has 6 exons. The record is from RefSeq and is a predicted model, not a curated record.
AUUUGCUUUCCUAUCCAACUUGACUCAACAAUCAUGUCUUAUUCUAGCUCACGAUUUGACCCUUCAGAUUACCCUUAUAUAAUAGGCAUUGAUUUUGGUACGACUUAUUCUGGGUGCUCAUAUUUCUACACAGAGGACAGUACAGGCGAAAUAUUAGAGAUUACAGAAUGGCCUAAACAGCGUGGUGCUAUUUACCCAAAAGUACCAACCGCGUCUCUUUACGAAGCAAAUGGAAAACGGAUGAUUGCAUGGGGAAAUGAUGCCAUAUUCAAAGCGCAACGCCCAAACAACAAGGAUGUUCUGGUCGAAAGAUUCAAACUGACUCUUGAUCCAAAUAUAGCUAGUAAAGCUACACUUCCAAAUGGAUUGACGUCGCUUGAAGUGAUUACUGAUUAUCUCACUGCAUUCCACGCUUAUGUUCUUGAAUACCUGGACCGAGUUCUGGGACACGUGUAUCAACACUCGAAAUCCAGAUACUGCCUCACUGUUCCAGCCAUGUGGGAUGACCAAGCCAAAGCUACAAUGCGAGAGGCGGCCAUCUUGGCUGGAAUUGUGUCCCGCGCUGAUAACCCUGACCGGCUUGUCUUGACCAGCGAACCUGAAGCCGCGUCUCUGUUCUGUGAAAAGAAGUGCGACCAGUUUGAGCUUGAAGAAGGAAAACGGUUUAUGAUUUGCGAUGCCGGAGGUGGAACGGUCGACUUGAUCGUGUUUGGGAUCGAUGACAACAAUGGAAAGAAGACUCUGCGUGAGAUUACCAAGGGAUCUGGAGCGUCUUGUGGAUCCACUUUUCUGGAUGCGCGUAUGCGGAGAAUCUUUAAAACCCGAUUUGGAGAGUAUUAUCAAGAUAACAAGCAGGCAAUCAAUCACAUAAUGAAGCAGUUUGUAACAGUGAUAAAGCCUCAAUUUGAAAAUGAAGAUGACGAGUUUUUCUCUAUGCCGAUGUCACUAAAAUUAAGUGAGGAUGAGUUGUCUGAAAUCGGGAUAGAGGAUGGAAAACUUCAAAUAUCGGUUGAUGACCUUAGAGAAGAGGUGUUUGAACCUGUCGUUAAGCAGGUACUUGACCUGAUUUCUGAUCAAGUCAAUCAAGCAAGAAAGAAAUUGGACGCAGUGUUUCUUGUCGGAGGCUUUGGACAGUCUAAAUACCUUCAGGAGCGUGUAAAGGAAACAUUCGAGAGUAAGAUUGGACUCAUUGCGAUGCCUGCGCGUGGUGAGCUUGCCGUUGUGAGAGGAGCAGUCAUAUUUGGAUUGAGUCCUGGACGAGUGUCACAUAGAGUUGCACGCCGAACCUAUGGAUUAGCUAUGGAUAGCCCAUUUGACUAUAUCCAAGAUCCAGCAGAGUACAAGUAUAUCGCUGCCGACGGUUCAGUAAUGUGUAAAGGCCGAUAUAUAGUAUAUGUGAACAAAGGCGAAACGAUUGAAGCGGAAGAAUGUGUUACACAUAAGGCGUUCGCUUUCUACCCACAAAAUAUAUCUGCUGCCCUCUAUGUAUAUGAUGGUAAUGAAGUACCUCCACGCUACACAACACACUAUCGUGUUCGGAAGGUUUCGAAUUUCACAAUCAAAAUGCCCUUUAUUCCAAAUGCUUACACCAAUCAAAAGAUUGGUGCUACAUUGAACAUGUACUUUGGCAAUACUGAGAUACUUGUAGAAAUCAAAAUACACGACAAAGUCUUUAGGAGUGCCUCUGAAUACGCAGCACAUGAACUCGAGAAGAUCUCUGUACCGAUAGACAGAGAAGAAGAAAGUGAAAAUGAUGAUGAUGAUAAACCAGAAUACUCUUUCAUAUAAAUUCACAUAAGACAUACCACAUCUAUGAGUAUCUUUUGCGCGACAUAAGAUCAACAAAAAUCUAAUAUUUUAUGGAUUUCUGGCACCCUCCCUUCUACUUCACAUAUGUACUUUAUUCUUAUUUUUUUAUUUAAUAAAAAACUACCAAGGUGUAACAUGCU